Messenger RNA from Ambispora gerdemannii, 1958 nucleotides. Lineage: Eukaryota; Fungi; Glomeromycota; Glomeromycetes; Archaeosporales; Ambisporaceae. The record is from the annotation of a GenBank genome assembly.
UGAGUGAUACUGCCUCGGCCGAACCAAGUAAAGACAUUAGUGGACCAACUCUAAAAACUCUAUUAGAGAAAGCGCAGACUACAAAAACGACUUUUCGUAUCGACGAAACGGCGUGCGUUCCAGAUGAAUUCAAUAAAAUCCAGGAAAUUGUGAAAAUCUGGUGUGAUGAAAAAAACAUAGAUUUGGUAAUUACUACCGGUGGCACAGGAUUUGGCAUCAGAGAUCUCACGCCAGAAGCGAUUACGCCUUUAAUAGACAAAUUAUCGCCGGGUCUUACUCAUGCGAUGAUUUCUAGUUCUUUGACGAAAACCCCAUUUGCUGCACUAAGUCGCCCUGUUAGUGGCAUUCGUGGCAAAUCCAUCAUCUUAACUUUGCCUGGAAGUCCCAAAGCAGCAAAAGAAAAUUUUGAAGCGGUUUUAAGUAUUUUGCCUCAUGCAAUUGAAUUAACCAGGGGUGGAACAGGCGAAGAACUUCAUCAAGAGCUGCGAAAAAAAAGGAAUUCUGACCAUAAAUUAACAGAUACUGUUGCUCACCAUUCUCAUCAAUGUCUGCACCACGAGCACAUGCAUAGUUCUGACAAUCACGAGAGCAACACUCUAUUGUCGAAUUCUUUAUCUGCUCCUGUUUCAAAACGUUAUCGUAAAUCUCCAUAUCCAGCGAUCGCAAUCGACGACGCCUUCAAACUUGUCUUUGAUCAUUUGCAGACCUUAGAAACGAUCGAAGUUCCGGUUAAUGAGAAAUUAAUUGGUUAUGUUCUCGCUCAGGAUGUAAACGCAAAAGAGAAUGUUCCUGGUUAUCGUGCGUCAAUAGUUGAUGGUUAUGCAGUAGUGGCAAGUGAUGGACCUGGAACUUAUCCGGUGGUUGCGAUCUCACUAGCUACCUCAUCCGCUUUAGUCGCUCCUCUCAAAUCCGGUCAGAUUGCUCGAAUUGCAACAGGAGGUUAUGUGCCACCUGGCGCAACGGCUAUUGUUAUGGUUGAAGAUACAAUCCUUGUACGUACUUCAGCUGAUGGCAAAAAUGAAGAAUUAGUGGAAAUUCUCGUUCAAUCCCAUGAAGGUGAAAAAAUUAGGGAAAUUGGGUCGGAUAUUGCGAUUGGAGAAACUGUUGGUCGCUGUGGUGAACUUGUAUCAGCUGUGGAUGGCGAGCUUGGUAUAUUGGCAUCUUCAGGAAUAAAAAAUCUCCGUGUCUUUCGACGUCCAGUAAUUGGAGUUCUUUCUACUGGCAAUGAAGUUGUUGAUCACAGUGAAACAAUCGAAUUAAAAUAUGGAGAAAUACGUGAUACCAAUCGACUCACUUUAUUAUCACUUAUUCAAUCAGUCGGCUUUGAAGCCAGGGAUUUUGGAAUUAGUCGAGACAAUCCUGAGGAAUUGGAAUCAAAACUCAAGUCCGCAUUAUCACAAGUUGACGUAUUAAUUACCACGGGAGGAGUUUCGAUGGGUGAAAUGGAUUUUCUAAAGACAAUACUUGAACGUUCGUUAGGUGCAAAAAUACAUUUUGGUCGGGUGAAGCUUAAACCAGGUUUGCCAACGACAUUCGCCACCAUAAAGUUAAACGGGGAACAGCCAACAAAUGAGCGUGAAAAACUAGUUUUCGCGUUGCCAGGUAAUCCGGUGUCUGCUGUCGUGACAUUUUACGUGUUUGUCCUUCCUGCUCUUAGGAAAAUGGCAGGAUACACGAAUUGGGAACUACCCAAAAUCAAUGUACAGCUAUCCAAGACUAUCAAACUCGAUCCACGCCCAGAAUUUCAUCGCGUAAUUAUACAUUUUGAUCAUGAGACGGGAAGUUUCCAAGCUGACUCGACAGGUUUUCAACGAAGUAGUCGACUAAUGAGUCUCCGCGGAUGCAAUGCGUUAUUAAAGUUGCCAGCAAACGACUUGCUUUCUGAACUAUCGAAAGGAACUUUUGUUGAAGCUAUUGUGAUUGGGCCAUUACUUGAUUCAAAAAAUAGCGUUUUAUGA